CGACCUGGAGUUCAGCGCCAUUAUGAUGUCAUUGGAGUUCAAUGACCUGGAGUUCAGCGCCAUUAUGAUGUCAUUGGAGUUCAAUGACCUGGAGUUCAGCACCAUUAUGAUGUCAUUAGAGUUCAACGACCUGGAGUUCAGCGCCAUUAUGAUGUCAUUGGUAACCAUAGCAACAGAGUGAAAGUGUUUAUUCUGGAUGAUCCAGUUCCUUUGUGAGGUCAUUGUCUCUACCAUUGUGAUGUCAUUAUUUGCAAGCAGCACAGCUGUGUUUCACAGACUAGUGAGAUUCAGUUAGUGCUAGUGACUAGUCAUUCAGUUAGUGCUGGUACAGACAGUCAAUAGAUUAUUUGUACUGACACUAACAAACAAAAUUUACACUAAAUUUACACUAACAAAAUCUAAUUUAAUUUUAAUCUAAUUUACAAACUUUUCAUAACUUUUUUUUUAAAAAAAAAAACAACAACAUUGUAUCAUGGAAUCAACACGUCAAGGAUUUUUAACUUGUUGUGAAGAAUGCGGCAUAAUACUCCAGCAAGGCUGCACAUACACCCUCGAGGGAUGCCAAAAAGUGUGCAAAGAUCUCUUGAACAUAUGUAAAUGCUGUGCGGAGAGUUGCCCAUGCAGCCUGAAGUGUCUGUCGUCAUGUUGCCCUAGGUUUGGUGACACGACGCCAGUCACUCAGGUUUCAGCGUUGGAUAGUAUUGAUGACGUUUUAGAUAAGGGAAAGGCGACACUUAAGCUUAAAGAAGACAGUAAGAUCAGGAAUGUGCUGAGCAGCUUUUUUGCCUUCUUUUGUGGCCUCUUGCUCACCUCUGUCUAUGGAUUUACAGUCCUGUUUAUACUGAAUUAUAACCUGUACUUCUGCAUUGUGACAACCACAAUAAUGGGAUUCUUCCUAUCACUGGGUAUGGCUUUCUACGAGACCGUUCGCGUUAAUAUGCUGCUUAUGUUGCUGCAAUUCUUCUCAGCUCAUGGAAAGGAAUUGCUCUUAUGGCUAGGAUUUAUCAUGAUCUUUACUGGACCGGGACUGAAUACAUUAGACAAUGUCGGCAGAGUAGGAGAUACAAUGCAGUGCGGAAUGGAAAAGUUCGUAAACCAAACAAUAGAUAUGAUGCUAUUGAUGCAAAAGCCUUUGAUGUUGUUCGCAAAUUCGAUCAAGAAACUUGCGGAGUCGUUUAAAGGAGUUGGAGAUAAGGCAAAUGAUGCCUUGGACAACUUGUCUUAUGAAGUGAAGCGCAUAGGCCACGGCUUACACAGAGUCUGGUUCAACUUGUACAACCUCAAAGAAAUAUGCAAUGAAGCUAUAGGGGCUCCAGACAAGAAAUGCUUUGAGAUAUUUAAAAAUGGCAAACAGAAUUGUCUCAACGUGAUGGGAAAAGGUGGCUUCAUAUGCAACGUCGUAGAUGCCGCCAGCGUACUGUGUCACUUGUCUAACCCUGUUUGCGUUGCGCCCGCCUUCGUUCAGUUCUUGGCCAGGAGCCACAAGACAAAACCCAUCCAAUGGAUGAUACAGAAUUUCAAGGAACAGUUUGCUUUCAACAUGACAGUCAACAAAGACUUCGAUAUCACUUUCAAUUCCAGCAAAAGCAUGUUUCAAGCUGCGCGAGAUAUUUUAGAAGAAAUAGAUAACCAAAUAGCCCCCUACAGAGAGGCGGCCAGCAUGUUUACCUACUUCAUAUUUUUCCUAAUCUUAAACUUCUAUGUCAAGGCAUUAUGGUAUCGCACAAGUUAUUUAUUUGAAAAUGCCUUCGACAAUGUUUAUAUAACAAGGAAUUUUGUCGAGUUAGAUGCGUUCAGAGCCCGGAGAGGUGCUGAAAUCCUGAUGCCUCUAAAUAAAAAGAAAUUUCUCUUAUUUGUCUCUACAGCUUCAUUAUCUCUUUCCAAGAAGGAGACGCAAGGAUAUAUGUAUGGCAUAAUCACUGUUUUUAGAAACUCAAUGCUGGCAUUUACAUUCAUGUGCGUGGAUUACGGUAUAUACUGGAUCUUGCAAAUGGUAUAUGCCAUACUGGGAAGAGACCCGAUAGUAAAAGCUACUACUCCCAUUGGGAGAGAGAGUGAGACUAGUUUCUUCAGUGAGACGAUUCAUUCCCUGGCUAAUUCUUUAAAUACCAUGCAAGCGGACUCAACAAAAACCGUAGCCAGUAACUGCCUGGUUGUUCCUGCACCACCAAACCAUCAGCAAUACAUCAUUCUUGGAAUCGUGCAUGCGGUAGCCUUAUUUGUCUGUAUAUUUGGACCGUAUAUUCAAAGACUGCGACACUCUAUAUGUGCAUACUACUAUCCAUUCCGUGAGCAGCAAAGAAUCUGUUACUUGUACAAUAAGCUGAUGACCAAGCGUCACAUCUUGACAACCAAUUUGAAGAAGUCAUUGAAAGCAACAGGAGACACGGGACAUACGAAUAUCUUCAAUGUAUUGGCAUUAAAAGUACCUUUGUUGCGCAAAUCCCGGCUAACCAAAGGAACACAGUGUUGUACAUCAUGUGCCAAGAUCUUCCAGGACUUUAACAGUUUUGAAUUCCGACCAUGCAUCACCACUGGCUGCAAAGCUCUUUACUGCAGAGACUGCGCUGACAUUCUGAACAAUACAUGUAUCAUGUGUUUGAUGCCUUUCACUUAUGACAAUAACAUAGAUGUUGAGAUGGACUCCAGUGAUGAAGAAGAUAUCCUUGUAUGGAUGCAGACACGGAAAAAUAUGGAGAAGACGCACACGGAAAAGAGGAAGCAAUUGAAGAAGCGUAUCCAGUAUACCAAAAGUGACAUAAAGACUCGUGCAAAGAGAGGCGGUAUUAAAAGUCAGGACUUACUUAAAACAAUUAAGGAAAUGGAAAAAGAUUACAUGACCUCAGAGAGCACCGACAAUGAGAGCAGUAUGAGCAGUGAUGAUUCAGAUGAGAUGGACUUUGAAUAUCAGGACAGAUCUGAAUCAAGUGGCAGCUCUGAUGAGGAAAGUUCAUGAGAAAAUCCUGAAAACAACUCAGAAGCUGGUAGAAAAGACUGUAGAAAAUAAUCAUCAGUUGAAAGAAAUGUCUAUUUACAAUUGCUUACUAAACAUAAUAAAAUAAAACACACAAAUAUAUAUAUAUAUGAAUGUCUUUUUUGUCUUUUCUUUUGGUUUAUCUACUGUUACAGAAUAUGCCAUGUUUUAUUUGAAACGUUGCCUUCAUGGUGCAGUUUUUUAUUUCUCUUGCCUA
This is a messenger RNA of Xenopus laevis (African clawed frog), 3191 nucleotides long. RefSeq names its product DC-STAMP domain-containing protein 2-like. The coding region runs from base 473 to 2956 and encodes 827 amino acids. The transcript is spliced from 15 exons. NCBI's taxonomy places the organism in Eukaryota, Metazoa, Chordata, Amphibia, Anura, Pipidae. The record is from RefSeq and is a predicted model, not a curated record.